Molecule: messenger RNA, 447 nt
Organism: Ilex paraguariensis (yerba mate)
Lineage: Eukaryota; Viridiplantae; Streptophyta; Magnoliopsida; Aquifoliales; Aquifoliaceae
Source: the annotation of a GenBank genome assembly
AUGUCAAUAAAUGUUAAAGGGCUGAGGAGCGGUGGGAGAGAGGUGGUGGACCUGGUGGUGUGGGGCCCUGUAGGUCUUAGUCUAGUGAAGAACCUUCAAGUUCUGACCAUUUUGCUCUGUCCAAAGCCCUCAAGAGGACAAGUGUGGUGUGGCCCCGCACACCGCGCACAUUUAUUGAAAAUGUUGGGGCCCAAUUUCAUGGACGAGAUCGAUUGCGGCAGCUUCUUCGACAAUUUCGAUGAUUUGAUCGAAUUUCCUACCGACAAUGGAUGUGGUCUUGGCUCCGGCGACGGCACCGGUUUUCCGGCCAUUUGGUCAAACCCAUUGGAUACCUUGCCGAGUUCUGACCCCAUUUUCUGUGGUGGCCACCGCAGUAGUGCUUCCGACCUCUCCGCUGAACUCGCUGUUCCGGUGAGUAUUUUUCCUUUGUCACAACAAUUUCAUUAA